AGAGGCUCGGAGCGCCGAGUAGAGGCUCGGAGCGCCGAGUAGAGGCUCGGAGCGCAGAGUAGAGGCUCGGAGCGCAGAGUAGAGGCUCGGAGCACAGAGUAGAGGCUCGGAGCACAGAGUAGAGGCUCGGAGAACAGAGUAGAGGCUCGGAGCACAGAGUAGAGGCUCGGAGCACCGAGUAGAGGCUCGGAGCACAGAGUAGAGGGGGAAUGCAAAGUGAAAGCCAUCUCUCUCCUCAGUUGCUCCCUCCCUCCCUCUCCCUCCGUCUCGUCCUGUGAGCCGUGAAGCUCUGAGAGCAGCGAUCGAAAGAGACGCUCGGAUAUGGGUGGAAAAGAAAGGGGGAAUGGAAACAUGCAGGUUGCGAGAGAGAGCGAGAGCUUAUCAGUUAAACAGGGGGUGAGCGCUAGGAAGAGACCGUUUUCUGGGGAUACGUUUUCAUCGCUGCUUCCUCCUCCUCCUCCUCCUCUUCCUCCAGGCAUGCUCGUUCAUCCCUCUCUCCUCUCCGCCUCCUCAUCCUGAAUGAAGCCGUUUGUCUCCACAUGGCUACGACCAGCACUGCCAGUAACUCAAACAAGAGCACCCCCGCCUGCUCGCCUGUGCUGCGGAAACGCUCGCGCUCGCCCACCCCUCACAGCCCGGAGGGAGAGAACAUGGUGGAGAAAGGAUCAGAUCACUCCUCCGACAAAUCCCCCUCCACGCCUGAGACGGCCGUCCAGAGAACGUACUCCCUGCAGUCAGCGAGGAGCGGCGGGAAGAACUCAAAGUCUCACAAGCGACUUUCCAAA
Messenger RNA from Gymnodraco acuticeps, 785 nucleotides. RefSeq names its product protein Aster-B-like. The record is from RefSeq and is a predicted model, not a curated record. The transcript is spliced from 3 exons. The annotation marks the transcript as partial. Lineage: Eukaryota; Metazoa; Chordata; Actinopteri; Perciformes; Bathydraconidae.